AUGGUGCACUUUAAGUGUUGUUACAACAAUAGGUAUUUGGUGAGGUGGUCACCAAACCACUGGUGGCUUGUUGGUGCUGCUGAUGGACCCGAGGAAGAUCAAUCUAAAUGGUCUUGUACAUUGUUCAAGGUCACACCUGUUGAUGAUAAUCCUCAUAUGGUGAGAUUUUGGCAUGUUAACUUGGGACAUUAUGCAUGCUUAGGGAGGCUUGCCCCACCUUUUGUGGUUGAUGUUGAAUUAUUGUUCAUACUACUAAAAUAUGUUGGCUUUAAGGGUCAGAAUGGCAAAUAUCUCAGUGCCCACACAACUGAUGGAAACUCAUAUUUGCAGUUCAGUGGCAAUGAUCUAUCAAAUCCCGCUACGUGUCACAAGUCAUACUUUACUAGCGAUGGAAGCAUCCAUAUAAAGUCUAAUCAUUUUAGCAAGCUGUGGAAUCUUAACUCAGAGUCUUGGAUAUGGGCUUAUUCAAAUGACACAACUAUCCACAAUCUAGAUACAUUGUUAUGGGCUGUCAAAGUUAAUAGUGAUGUAGUCUCUUUUUGCAACUUAGGUAACAAUAACUAUUGCAAGAGAUUUACACAAGAGAUUGAGAUAAGUUGUCUCAAAGUUAUCGACACUAGCAUUACUAACUUCUCUUGUUUACAUAUAAAAGAGCUUGUUGUUUCUAGAAAGAUCUUUAAUGUUAAGUUUAAUACUCAUGAUGCUAGAAUCUAUAACCAAAAACUUGUCACGUUAGCCACUGGAGUUAAAGCUAACAACAACAAAGAAAAGAUCGAUAUAGAAGUCACGUUCUCAUAUAAAGAUUCCAAGAAGAGUUCUUAG
Molecule: messenger RNA, 822 nt
Organism: Carica papaya (papaya)
Lineage: Eukaryota; Viridiplantae; Streptophyta; Magnoliopsida; Brassicales; Caricaceae
Source: RefSeq, a predicted model, not a curated record